UAUACCAGCCCCUUUUCCCGUACAAGGCGACUGUUUUGUGAUUGUGGACAUCAUGGUGUGGGAGGUGGUGACGCCAGCUGUGCCAUCCAGCAAUCCCAAACACAACAUGUGUGAAUCUGAGAUUCACUGUGAACAUACAGGAGUGAUGAUGGCUAUGGAUAGUGACCAGCAGUCACAUGACCUGCUUCACUGUGAGGAGCACCUCCCAUCUUCACCCAUCAUACCCACCAGUGACAGUUACAUGGAAUACGAUGACCUCCCUGACCUGCAGGAGGUCCAAGAGGAGACAGAGCUAGUGUACCCAGUGGAGGCUGGCGUUUCGCACCACGAGCGUCACAAUGCACACUCACAGCCUGACACUCAUUGGCUGACGCAGUUGGCUCUCAUCGCCACCGGACCUCAAAGCCCAUUGCUGCAGGACUCUCCUUGCAGCAGCUCAUCGUCCUCUGUUUGCAUCUCAAGCCCCAGCAAUGAUUUACAUUCCUAUGCCCGACCUCCUCCUCCUAGCAGCCAUCUUUCACCCCCCAGAGGCCAUGCCAGAGAGCGUCGCCACAGCAGAACAAGCAGUGAAUGUGGCUCUGCAGUGUCAAACAGAUCCUCUCUGUCUGAUGAUGAAGACAUGGGCUGGAGCUUCUCUUGGCCAUCUACAGUCUGGCACUGUUUUCUGAAAGGCACUCACCUCCGUUUCCAUAGUGGUUCUAAUGUGAAGUGGCAGGACAUUGAGGACCUGGACUCCAGUAUAGAGGACUCUGGAGAUGAGGAGCAAUCUAGAUUUCUUAAGAGUUAUGGCUCUGAAGGUCUGCAGCUCUUGGAGCAUUCAGAGAUUGUGUUGUCUGGUCAGACUAUCCUCCAGCUGACUUUUAACCCUGGGGCAUUCGGACACGCCCCUGUAACCGCCCAGUGCCAACUUGACCACCCCUUCUACGUCAAAAACAAAGGUUGGUCAUCAUUUUACCCAAGUUUAACCGUGGUGCAUUAUGGGAUACCAUGCUAUGAAAUGGAAGUUGGAGAUUUGUGCCUGCCUCCUGGACACAGAGAUGCCAAAGAUACUGAUGACUCAGUGGUCUUUGACACAUUCAGGAGUUAUGAUUUUACUCCUCUGGAUUCUUCUGCUGUUUACGUGUUAAGCAGUAUGGCCAGACGGCGGAGGGCCUCCCAGUCCAGUGGGGGCACUGUGUCCCCAGACAGGGACAAAUUACAAGGUUCACCCAGUCCCAGCCACUCCCGCUCUCCUCAUCAAAAGCCAACUAAGAACCAGCAUGCCAUCACACCAGGAGGCAACAAUGCCACAGGCACUAAGUGCAAGCGGCCAAUGAACGCCUUCAUGCUGUUUGCCAAGAAGUUCAGGGUGGAGUACACACAGAUGUAUCCAGGAAAGGACAACAGAGCAAUUAGCGUCCUCCUAGGCGAACGGUGGAAGAAAAUGCGAAGUGAGGAGCGGCGGGUGUUUACCGUACAGGCCAAAGCCCUCGCAGAUGAACAGAAAAGACUCAACCCAGACUGCUGGAAACGCAAACGAACCAAUUCUGGUUGUCAGGGAAAUUGAAGCUGCAGGCAAGAAGACGACAGACCUGCAUGAGUUAACACACAUAUACACACACUCAGUAACCUAACACCAUACUUUAAAAUUAUAUUGUUUAUUUUUGUUAACAGAGUUUUCUAUAUCUCCCAAAGUCACUUUCUUCUACUAUUCCUUAUGAAAGGCGCUAUGUGUAAUUGUAAUGAAUAUUGGAAUAUAAAAAGGUAUCAGACAUUACACUUGUACAGUACAGAGUACCAAUGCAAUCAAAAAGUCAAAAUCAAUAGGUUUCUAUUAAUUUAGCGGCAAAAUGACAAUAAGUUGUGAUCACUUUCACUUUUUUCACCAUAUGUUUGAUAGGGGAAGAAGGUGUGGUGCUGUAGCUUAAUUUAGUAAAGUAGAAAAUAUAGUUUUUAUCCCAAAAUUAUAUAAAUAUGUAAAAAAUAUCCUUGCGUGUUUGACCAGUAUUUGCACUCGGUGUAUUGUAAACCCUAACUUUGUUUUUUAUGUUAUUUAUUACAUAAUAUAUAGUUUUUAUUAAAAGAAAUGAGAGACGGUAAAUUCUCAAAUAGAGGCCUUCACUUUUAGAACUCUGCCUUCAGAAUGGGGCAAUUAUGUCUGAUUUCUCCUGUCUUUAAUCAAUAUUUUCUUCUUAAAUGAGCAAUUGUCUGAUUGGCUUUAACUAGGAUGCAGAAUCUAUUUAUUUCUGAAAGUUAGAUUGUUUUUCAUGUAACCCUGGCAUUUCAGAAAUCAGAAACAAAACCAAUAAAAUUAAUGUUGUUGAAUGGCAGGUUAUGCUGACUUUAUUAUCCCCUCUGUUUUGAAUGCCGGCUUUAAUUAAUAGCAAUUAAAUAUUGUCUCAGAUGCCAGAACAUCUUACAUUACAGGACAUUUGCCAAAAUAGGGUGGGUGUUAUCUAUCAUUUACCUGCUAGAAUUUCUUUGAGGAAGACACUGGAAACUUAUAUUUGAGCAUCAGGUGCUCAGAAGAGGAGCAAAAGGACAUCUUCAUGUGUCGAAUAACAUUUAGCUUUGUUUUAAAUAAGUAGGUUUGUGUUUAAUCAUUAAAUCAGUGGAGUCAUUCAACAUGUUGACAGAAAAAAAUGACUCCAACAGAUCUAUACCAUUUCUUUUAGUUUGACAUUUAUCUUGUGCCCCCGUAGAGAAAGUGUUUUUGUAAAGGUUCACGGAGGACAGGGCUGAAGAUACUGAUUUCAGUCAGUGCAUGUGAACGCAUCCAUUAUCAACACUGUGUACAGGCUUUAGAGGCAUCACAUUUCUUGUAUUUGAAUUUCCUUAGUCACUAUUUAUGACAACUUUGAGGACAGGGUGUACAUAGAACAACAAAACCCUUGUCUGACUACAUUGUAAGGUUUAUUCUUAAUGCACUAUACACACUUUAUCUUAUGGGACUGAUACAUUAUACUGACAAAUAUAGAUAUGAUUAUAUAGAUAUAUAUAUAUUUUUUUUGUUUUGACUUAAUCUUUGUUAACCUUUCAAGGUUGCACAUUGAUUAUUUGUUGUUCUUUUUUUCUUUACUAUUGUAUAAUGUACAGGUGAAAUGUGGGAGACAAUGCAAUAUAAUGUAAUAUAGUAAAAAUAAAAGCAUGAUAAAUCCUCCA
Molecule: messenger RNA, 3141 nt
Organism: Sphaeramia orbicularis (orbiculate cardinalfish)
Lineage: Eukaryota; Metazoa; Chordata; Actinopteri; Kurtiformes; Apogonidae
Product: HMG box-containing protein 1-like
Exons: 13
Coding region: 53-1546 (497 amino acids)
Biological process (GO): regulation of transcription by RNA polymerase II
Cellular component (GO): nucleus
Molecular function (GO): DNA-binding transcription factor activity, RNA polymerase II-specific; protein binding; RNA polymerase II cis-regulatory region sequence-specific DNA binding
Source: RefSeq, a predicted model, not a curated record